Molecule: messenger RNA, 4217 nt
Organism: Aspergillus saccharolyticus JOP 1030-1
Lineage: Eukaryota; Fungi; Ascomycota; Eurotiomycetes; Eurotiales; Aspergillaceae
Product: putative 1-phosphatidylinositol-4,5-bisphosphate phosphodiesterase Plc1
Exons: 1
Coding region: 400-3852 (1150 amino acids)
Biological process (GO): phosphatidylinositol-mediated signaling; lipid metabolic process
Molecular function (GO): calcium ion binding; phosphatidylinositol-4,5-bisphosphate phospholipase C activity
Source: RefSeq, a predicted model, not a curated record
AGGCACCCCUCCGCCCCUCCCCUCGCUGAGUUAAUUGUUACACAGAGUCGGCGUCUGUUUCAGUUAUUAUCAGGAACCCGCAUUCCAUACUAUCGCGAGCGCUCUCUGGCAGGGCUCUCCGCAUUGCAUCAGAGGCAGGCCAAGAUGCAGAUAUCAAAAUCGCAAUCCCGCUAAGGAAGUGGCUUUUGCAUCACUCGGCCAGACACGAUCCCCUUUCGGGCUCGUAUUGCAUUACAGUGAUAGGCUACCAUUUCAGGGUCACCACAGCCGCCUAAUUGUUGUGUGUGAUUGUUCAUUCGUCCUCCUAGAGUCCAGGUGACUCAGGCACUGGCACGGUUCACGGCAGCUCUACAAUCUCACGUUUUGCAGCCGGGUACUACGUCUGCUAGGUUUCCCGCAAUGGCUUACGCCGCUACUUCAUCGCCUUCCACAAUAAAUGGCGAAACCCAAGCAAGUUUAAAACUCACUGGCUCACUCUCUCAAACCCCCAAACUACAUAAUGUCAUUACCUCAAUCCCGCCUGUUUCCAAUCCAUCUUCAGCAACCCUCUACUCCUCUUAUGCACCUACCCCAAGCUCUACUCGCUCGGCACACAACUACUCAAAUGCUUCAAGCCCAUCAGGCACACCCCUACAUAUCCCCUCUGAUUCUCUUCGGGGUCGACUAUCUACUACUCCCCUCAUACCUCCUGGGACUUUCGAACUUGGAGAGUCCGAGAUGGCUGUCCCUAGUUAUGCUUUCACUUCUGGUACGACAGAGACAAUCACUCAGAACGCAAACAAAGGUCCGGGUUUGAUGCGCAGAAUUUCACGUGGAGCAGCGAACAAGCUCACGAGAAGGCGUCAGUCGACCACUCACAAUGACAAGCGAGAUCGAAGCUCCGGACCUGUUAUCAUGCGCAGGCGAAGUGAUAGCAAGACGGCCCAGAACAGCUGGGAGAAUGCGUUGGAAUCCAGCAAUGAGGAAGACAACAAUGAUGCCUUAGAACCUCCCGGUGCCUGUGGCUCAGAAGCAUCUAGCGUACCAAAUGAAACUUCAAUCGCCGCUUUCCGCAAUUGUGGUGUGGUCGCACCCAAAGUCGAUGGCGCAAUCCAAUGCGGCACGCUACUGACCAAGGUCACGAAAAAGCGCCGUAAGCAAGUGCGCUUCUUCUUGGACUUAGAUGCUGGCAAAGUCUAUUGGGAUCCUUCAAAUCCCGCCAAACGGUUUUAUAUAGACGAUGUCAAGGAAAUUCGCGUUGGUGCAGAUGCGCGAAACUACCGCGAGGAGCACCAAGUGACAGAAGAGCUUGAAAACCGAUGGUUCACAAUUGUCAUUGCUGAUGCUGAGCGUUUUAAAGGGCGUGCAGUCAAAACACUGCACCUCAUCGCUCCGACUGAACAUAUACUUGAACUUUGGACCUCAACCCUCGAGCAUAUCUCCCGAUACCGAAUAGGUCUCAUGGCUGGUCUGGCAGGGUCCGGACAGAGCGAGGCGGUUCUGAAGGCUCAUUGGCAGCGCGAAAUGCAAAUAUUGUUUCCCAAGGGUCUCAAGCCAGGGGAUCAGGAAAGUCUCGACUUCGAAGCAGUAGAGGGCGUUUGCCGCAGCCUGCACAUCAACUGCUCCAAGAACAUGCUACGCGCCCAAUUUUCAAAGGCGGACAUCAACAAUAAGGGGAAGCUAUAUUUUUCUGAAUUCACCGACUUUGUUGCUAGGUUGAAGGAGAGGAAAGAUGUCAAGUUGAUCUUCAAGGACAAUGCCCUCGGUUCUGACGGUCUUACUCUAGACGAGUUCCUGUCAUUCCUUCGCGAUGUGCAAAAUGAAGAUGUCGAUUCGGACCGUACAUACUGGACAUCUAUCUUCGACAAAUUUGUCCGCAAGUCGAAGCCACGUACGCCGAGUAUCCCGGAGAACAGCGACAACCAGGUCUCUCGAAUGAGUGUUGAUGCAUUCUCUUCUUUCUUGGCUUCGUCUGCGAACGGGAUCUAUGCUUCCCGAGCUCCCCAAUCUAGAUUUGACCGACCUUUGAAUGAAUAUUUCAUCUCAAGCUCACACAAUACUUAUCUCUUGGGACGUCAGGUGGCUGGUGCAUCCAGCACUGAAGCUUACAUUAGCGCACUGUCGCAGGGCUGCCGUUGUGUUGAAAUAGACUGCUGGGAUGGCGCAGACGGUCGGCCCAUAGUAUCUCAUGGAAGGACCAUGACUACCAGCGUGUUGUUUGCGGAUUGCAUCACAGUCAUCAAUCGGUAUGCAUUCAUUAGCAGCGACUAUCCUCUUAUUCUGUCUCUCGAAGUCCAUUGCUGCCCUGAGCAACAAUUGGCCAUGGUGAAAAUCAUGAAGGAAACCUUCAAAGACCAGCUUGUCUUGGAGCCGCUCCUCAACAACACAUUCAUUCUUCCCUCACCUGAAGACCUAAAAGGGCGGAUUCUUGUGAAAGUUAAAGUGUGCGAUGAGCCUCAGGGGGACAUGCGUCAAGAUUCUUCGAAUUCGAUGAUGAGUCCUGGUCGCAAGCGCAGCUCAAGCUCUCCAUUCAUGAGGCCGAUGGUACCGGAACAUCAGAUGAGCUUCAACCUCCCUCCACUCACGAGUUCGACAACUGUGGGUCCAGAUACUGCCGACACGUUCUUAACACACGACCGACGUUCGUUCACAACCACCAGCAUUAGCAGUGCUACAGAGGACAGCGACACCAACAUGUUUUCGGCCACUCAGAAGGAACGGAAAAGAAGCCAAAAGAGCAAGAUCUCGAAGCCUUUAUCGGACUUAGGAGUCUACACCCGCGGCUACAAGUGGCACAGCUUUUUCUCGCCAGAAAGUCAACAAUACAACCACGUGUACUCAUUCGCCGAGCGCUCAUUCGAGAGCAUUUGCCGCGAUAUGGACAACAAAGCUUUGUUUGAGAGGCAUAACAGGAAAUAUCUCACCAGAGUCUAUCCAUCUGGUUUCCGCCUGCGAUCAUCCAACUUUGAUCCACUCAAGUUCUGGCGGCGUGGCGUGCAGAUGGCUGCCCUGAAUUGGCAGACUUACGACAUCGGCAUGCAGAUGAAUCAUGCCAUGUUUGCGGCGGGAACCGACCGUACAGGCUAUGUUCUCAAGCCCGAAUCUCUCCGUACCGUUCGCCCCGGUGAAGAGUCAGCGAAGAGCAAGGAGAGGAAGCUCGUCCGCUUUUCCGUUGACGUUAUUUCUGCGCAGCAACUCCCUCGGCCUCGCAGCCUGGGGCCAGAGGAUUACAUCAAUCCUUACGUUGAGAUCGAGAUGUUCAGUGCGGAUGAUCGUGGUCAAAGUUUUGUACUUGGCGAGGGCGGGAUGGAUGCUUCUGCCCGCAAUGGUAUGUCAGGGAUCGGGUAUCCCCACCGUCGGCGUACAAAGAUCGAACAGAGCAACGGCUACAGUCCUAUUUUCAAUGACCGUUUCAAGCUUUCGCUAGAAACAAAAUAUCCUGAUCUGGUCUUUGUGCGUUGGACUGUCUGGAGCUCUUUGGAUGGUCGCAGCGCCGGAAACAACAACAGUGUGCAGCUGGCCACAUUUACAGCGAAACUUAGUAGCCUUUCGCAAGGAUAUCGCUACCUGCCUCUAUGUGAUAUUGGCGGUGAUCAGUACCUACUAUCCACGCUGUUCUGCAAGAUAACCAAGGAAGAUCCCGUCCCCGUGCAACGCCUCGAUGCCGAAGAGCUCCGAGCGGAGCGAAUGGGAAUCUUGCGCCAAAUCGGCCAGUCUGUCUUCAAACGGGCCUCGUCUACCGAAAGGGACAGGGACGCAUGCUCCGACAAAGGCAGUGAUGCCCCAGUGACGCCGGACGACAAUGCUUCUCCUGUUUCGCCCGCGCUAACCCCGACGGUUUCGGCAGCUUCCACUUCAUCUUUACCUCCCUGAUAUAUUCUGCUCAUUUGACGCCACACCACCCGACCAGCUGUCUCUUUUUUGAGCCAGUACAUUAUCAUGAUCUCCUCCAUCUCGUUCCAUGUGCAAGUAUAGGAUUGGCGUUAACCCAGCUUUCACUGCAUUGAUAUGUGUUAUUAAUUCGUUUGCAUUUGUGUUUUGGAGCCUCAGGCGCAUUUCAGCUGCAGAGGAAGCCACAGGUGGGCUGGAUGGAAAGCAUCAUCUCGCAACUGUCAUUUUGUUCUACGAGGCAGCGAAAGAUGCAUGGCCGCUGCAAGCGUCAGGGCCGGAUGGUGUUUCUGUGACUUGUGUUUGAUUUGUUUUUCAUACUAUUGUGCCGGAGUACCCUGAUUUACGUG